This is a messenger RNA of Ostreococcus lucimarinus CCE9901, 1599 nucleotides long. Its product is annotated as SulP family transporter: sulfate. The coding region runs from base 172 to 1599 and encodes 475 amino acids. NCBI's taxonomy places the organism in Eukaryota, Viridiplantae, Chlorophyta, Mamiellophyceae, Mamiellales, Bathycoccaceae. The record is from RefSeq and is a predicted model, not a curated record. Gene Ontology annotation, molecular function: molybdate ion transmembrane transporter activity. The transcript has a single exon. Gene Ontology annotation, biological process: molybdate ion transport.
CGCGCGCGACGCUUACGCCUCGCGCGCGACGCGCACGCGCACGGGUUGGGUUAAACACGAUCUCCUCGAGCGUUCCUCGCGCAUCCGCGCGCGCGGCGACGCGCGCGGGUCGAGCAUCCACGCGAAAAAGCGCUUUUCGCGGGACGCGAAAGGUCACGACGCCCUCGCGCGAUGACGUCCGCGGGUGAGUACGAGAUUCGCAUCGCGGACGACGAUGAUGACGCUCGCGUCGUGGACGCGGGCGCGCGCGAGAAGCGCGGCGAGACGACGGCGUCGGAGCUGCGCGCGACGAGAGGGCGCGUCGGCGGGACGGCGGCGGUCGUCGGCGCGCGCGCGGAAAAGUUUUGGCGCGAGUUCGGUUGGCGAGAGGCGAGCGGCGCGCUUGGAGAUCUCGGGACUUUUUUACCGCUGCUCGUCGGGAUGUCGAUCGAGUGUGGCGUGGACGCGGGGACGACAAUCGUGUUCACGGGAUUGUACAACGUGCUCACGGCGUUUCUGUACGAGAUACCCAUGCCCGUGCAGCCGAUGAAGACGAUCGCGGCGGUGGCGUUGGGAGAGUCGCCGUUGAAUGUCAACGAAAUUAUGGUCGCCGGUUUGUUCGUGUCUUCCAUCGUGUUGGUGCUUGGAACGACGAGAUUGAUGGACACGUUUAAUAAAGUGACGCCGCUCGCGGUUGUGCAAGGCAUGCAAGUGGGACUUGGAUUGUUGCUCGCCAGGAAAGGGUUUUUACUCGCGGUGUACACGUCGAGCGAUGCUAGUGUGGUGCGAGGGAUGUUUGGCACGGAUGGCCUACUGGUCACCAUCGUGGCCAUGUGUGCGGUCAUGUAUGUGUGCUCGCCCGAGUAUCCGGCAAUUCGCGACGAGCGAGGCGAACUUGAGGCGGAUGGCGAACGUCGGAAACGCAUGCGUCACUACAUUCCCAUGGCGCUUAUUCUCGUUGUGCUCGGUAUCACCAUGGCCAUGACGAAAGAUGGCGCGCUGAGCGGAUUGAAGUUUGGACCAGCCACGCCAAAGAUUUUGAGCGCGUCGUGGUCCGAGGCAAAGCGCGGCAUCGUAAACGCCGGCGUCCCGCAACUUCCAUUGACGACGUUAAAUUCAGUGAUCUCCGUGUGUGCACUGAGCAAAGAAUUGUUUCCUGAUUUUCCCGCGUCGCCGAGCUCAGUGGCGACGAGCGUGGGGAUGAUGAAUAUCGUCGGGUGUUGGGUAGGCGCGAUGCCGUCGUGCCACGGCGCUGGCGGUUUAGCGGCUCAGUACGCUUUCGGUGCUCGCGGCGGAGGAUCGAUCGUGUUCCUCGGCUUGUGCAAGCUUGCCCUCGGUUUAUUAUUCGGGAGCUCAUUAACGAAGCUCUUGGAGCACUUUCCGAAGACUAUAUUAGGAGUCAUGUUAUUUUCGUCGAGUUUGGAGCUCAUUGGCAUGGGCUUGAAGACGAAACCCGGAUGGCAUCAGCACCAGAAGUAUCUCGUCAUGGUGACCGCUGCGGUGACGAUCGCGACUAAGAGUACGGCGAUUGGUUUCGCCGCGGGGAUCGGGACGCACAUAUUGAUGGAGGUGCAGCGUAGACUCGAAGUGGGACCGUCCGCCGAAGGCGGGCAGCGAUAG